UGAGAAAGUGAACAAACAAGACUGUGUUUAUGGAAGUAGGUUAGCAAAUGUUUUUGAGAAUAAAUAAGCGUUAGGGCUAUAAAAGAUAUUUAAUUUCUAAAUAUGAUCACAAAAGUUAAUUACACAACCAUGAAUACGAUGUUUAUCUCAUUAUUACUGGUUGCUACAAUUACAACGGCAUCAGCUUGCUCGGACAAUUUUCAACAAUGGUGUCAAAAAAACAAGUUAAAGUGCGCGUAUACCUCAUGGGCAGCUUUCAUGAAGUUAUAUUGUCAACAAACAUGCAAAUACUGUAUAGUAACAGGUGCUCCUACUACUCAACCUACUACUAUAAUAACAGGUGCUCCUACAACUAAAUCUACAAUAGGACCAGUAACAACCAAUACGCCUGGCAUAGGAUGUGGAAGCCCAACAAUUCAAAGUAGUCGCGUAAUUGGAGGGAAAACUCCAAGGAAAGGCUCCUGGCCUUGGCAAGUAUUGCUUUUGAAUGGAGGAAGUGGAUUUUGUGGAGGUACAUUAAUUCAUAAAGAAUGGGUUCUUACUGCUGCUCAUUGUAUACACGGAAAAGAAUUCAAUCCUUCGCAAAUAAAGAUAAGAACUGGAGAACACAAUGUAAAUAUUAAUGAAGGAACUGAGGAAGAUAUUCCAGCAUUAAAAAUCAUAAAACAUAGAGGUUACAAUCCACAAACACUUGACAACGACAUAGCAAUUGUUAAAUUAACAAAACAAUGUAAUCUAACCAGUUACGUAAGCACCGCAUGUUUACCUACUACGGAAGCAGCACCAGGAUCUUCAUGUGUUAUUACUGGAUGGGGCAAAACAGUUCACCCUGGAAGUAUGACAAACAUUCUUCAGGAAGCAAAAAUGAACGUUGUUGAUCGACAAACGUGCGAAAAUUUGAACAGAAAAACAAUACCAACUACUAUAUCAAAAGGCAUGCUUUGCGCCGGUGACGGUGGAGCAACACCAAUUUCUGGCUGUCAUGGUGAUAGCGGUGGUCCACUUGUUUGUGACGUUGGCGGAAAAUGGUUUGUUCACGGAGCUGUUAGUCAUGGAUCUGGAGAUUGUCGAUCAAACAAAACCUACACAGUCUUUGCAAAUGUUGGUUACUUCAGAUCAUGGAUUGAGCAUGCAGUUAAAAAAAACAUAUUUAAAAUCAUCAAUAUAAAAGGGAAGGAGUUUUGUACCCUUAAUCCCCAUCUAACUUUAUCUCCCUCCGGUAUUUUCAGCGUUGGUGCAGAGGCAACACUCGAUGGAGCGUAUAAUGGAGCUGCAAUUCUAAUUGAGAAGCAAAUUGAUCAUUCUCUACUCCGACCUAAAUGUACACAUCAUAUUCCAGAGCUCUUUAUAAAAGCAACAUCCAAUGCUAUUUGUGGUUUGAAUAAAUCACCAAGAGUUCAGCUAUUUGAAAGAUUCAAAGAAGAAUUUUAUAACCUUGAAAAUAAUGUAAAAGAACUUAGAGUGUGGGACUGGCCUCAUGAUCAAAAUAUUUUUUGUUUCAACAAGCACUUGAAUUACAACGCUUAUUUCAAAAUCAUGAGGACAAUAUUUGUCUUAUCAGUGCUAGUUGCCACAAUCACAACGGCAUCAGCUUGCACUGACAUUUUUCCACAAUGGUGUCAAGGAAACAAAAUAAUGUGCACGCAUGAUACAUGGAAAACCUACAUGAGUCAAACUUGUCCACAAACAUGCAACUACUGUACAGUAACUGGCGUUCCUACAACUCAACCUCCGAUAGGACCAGUAACAACCAAUACGCCUGACACAGGAUGCGGAAGCCCAGCAAUUCAGAGUAGUCGCGUUAUUUCAGGUGUAACUCCAAAAAAAGGCUCUUGGCCCUGGCAAGUAUUGCUUUUGGAUGGAGGAAGAGAAUUUUGUGGAGGUACACUUAUUCAUAAAGAAUGGAUUCUUACUGCUGCUCAUUGUAUACACGGAAAAGAGUUCAACCCUUCACAAAUAAAAAUCAGGACUGGAGAACACAAUAUUAAUGUUCAUGAAGGAAGUGAGGAAGAUAUUACAGCAUUAAAAAUCGUAAAACACAGAGGUUACAAUCCGCAAACACUUGACAACGACAUAGCACUUAUUAAAUUAACAAAACAAUGUCAAGUAAACAAUUAUGUCAGCACCGCGUGUUUACCUACUGCAGAGGCAGCUCCAGGAUCUUCGUGUUUUAUUUCAGGAUGGGGUAAAAUAAGUCACCCUGGAAGUAUGACAAAGAUUUUACAGCACGCAAAAAUGAAUGUUGUUGACCGACCAACAUGCGAAAAAUUGAACAAAAAAACAAUACCAACCUCUAUUACAAAAGGAAUGCUUUGCGCUGGUGAUGGUGGGGCAACUCGAAUUUCUGGCUGCCAUGGAGAUAGCGGUGGUCCAUUUGUUUGCAACAAUGGUGGAAAAUGGUUUGUUCACGGCGCUGUUAGUCACGGAUCUGGAGAUUGUCGAUCAGACAAAACCUACACAGUCUUUGCAAAUGUUGGUUACUUUAGGUCGUGGAUUGAUAAGGCAAUGUUAGAAUAAUUUCAAGAUUUUUAAAACAAAGAUACAAAAAUAAAAUA
Molecule: messenger RNA, 2555 nt
Organism: Hydra vulgaris (swiftwater hydra)
Lineage: Eukaryota; Metazoa; Cnidaria; Hydrozoa; Anthoathecata; Hydridae
Source: RefSeq, a predicted model, not a curated record